UUGGAUAAUGUCCACGCCUACUAACCACGACCAUGGGGGCAGGAAGUUGUUUAACCAAUAGCGUCAAUAGGAGAGGGUGUAACUGGGUUUUGAUGAUUAGGUAUAUGCGAACCAAUCAAAUUACGCAUACAUGCGGGGGGCGGAGCAUUGAGAACGCUAUUUUUCCCGCGAGUUGUGAAGAGCGGAUAGUGGGCCAGCAUGUCUAAGAAAAGAGGUCUUAGUGUUGAAGAGAAAAGAACACGGAUGAUGGAAAUAUUUUUUGAAACUAAAGACGUUUUUCAGUUAAAAGACCUGGAGAAAAUUGCCCCCAAAGAGAAAGGAAUUACUUCCAUGUCUGUGAAGGAAAUCUUACAAAGCUUGGUAGAUGAUGCUAUGGUAGACUCUGAACGUAUUGGAACAUCUAACUAUUUUUGGGCUUUUCCUAGCAAGGCUCUGCAUGCCCGAAAAAGAAAGCUGGAAGCUCUGGAGACACAGAUGGUUGAAACAAAUCAAAAGAAGAAAACUUUGCAGCAAAAUGUUGAGAAAGCAAAAGUUGGACGUCAAGAUACAGAGGAGCGAUCCAAAUUGGCAGAGGAGCUUGCAUCCCUGAGACAUCAAAGAGAUCAAUUUAAAAACGAACUGGACAAAUACAAGGAGUGUGAUCCAGAUGUUAUAGAAGAAAUUCGGCAGUCAAACAAAGUAUCCAAAGAAGCAGUUAACCGCUGGACAGAUAAUGUAUUUGCUGUAAAAUCGUGGGCAAAAAAAAAGUUUGGAUUUGAAGAAAGUAAGAUCGACAAAACCUUUGGCAUACCUGAAGACUUUGAUUAUAUUGAUUAAGUUAUUUUUUUUGUUGUGAGUUGUGUUUUCAUUUGCUUGUUUCUGUAAA
Pelobates fuscus (common spadefoot toad) is the source of this 865-nucleotide messenger RNA. It is a transcript of the gene MND1, whose product is annotated as meiotic nuclear divisions 1. Gene Ontology annotation, molecular function: double-stranded DNA binding. NCBI's taxonomy places the organism in Eukaryota, Metazoa, Chordata, Amphibia, Anura, Pelobatidae. The transcript is spliced from 8 exons. Gene Ontology annotation, biological process: reciprocal meiotic recombination. The record is from RefSeq and is a predicted model, not a curated record. The coding region runs from base 199 to 816 and encodes 205 amino acids. Gene Ontology annotation, cellular component: nucleus.